Baudoinia panamericana UAMH 10762 is the source of this 1377-nucleotide messenger RNA. RefSeq lists its product as uncharacterized. Gene Ontology annotation, cellular component: endoplasmic reticulum membrane. The coding region runs from base 133 to 1188 and encodes 351 amino acids. The transcript is spliced from 2 exons. Gene Ontology annotation, molecular function: fatty acid elongase activity. Gene Ontology annotation, biological process: sphingolipid biosynthetic process; very long-chain fatty acid biosynthetic process; fatty acid elongation, saturated fatty acid. The record is from RefSeq and is a predicted model, not a curated record. NCBI's taxonomy places the organism in Eukaryota, Fungi, Ascomycota, Dothideomycetes, Mycosphaerellales, Teratosphaeriaceae.
CUCAACGGCGAGCACGCGACACACCAGUGACUUGCGCAUCCGCCACCUUCCGCAAUCGGUUUGACAACCACCUCAUCGCAUUGCAGUCGACUUCUACAACAACUCCCACGCUGCUAGAACUCUAUCGCAAACAUGGCGCAAGCAGACUGGCUCGAGAUCGGCCUUCCCACUCUUGACCGUCCCUUCGGCCUCGCCCUCUGGCCCAUCUUCUCCAAAUGCUGGCAAGCAGUAGUCGGCUACAAGCCGGAGCAGUUCAGAUUCACCCCCGGCCGCACUCCCAUGGCGACCAUGACCGAGACGGCCGUGACAUUGAUUUCCUACUACAUCAUCAUCUUCGGCGGGCGAGAGCUCAUGAAGGACCGGCAGCCGUUGAAACUGAACGGCCUCUUUAAGAUCCACAACUUCUACCUGACCGCAAUCAGCGGCAUACUACUACUUCUCUUCCUGGAGCAGCUCAUCCCAGAAAUCACGCGAAACGGCGUCUUCCACGCCAUCUGCUCCUUUGAUGGGGGCUGGACGCCGCAACUCGUCGUCCUCUACUACCUAAACUACCUAACCAAAUACCUCGAACUCCUCGACACUGUCUUCCUCUUCCUCAAGAAGAAACCGCUCACCUUCCUGCACACCUACCACCACGGCGCCACCGCCUUACUCUGCUACACCCAGCUCCUCGGCCACACCGCCGUCUCUUGGGUCCCCAUCGUCCUCAACCUCACCGUCCACGUCGUCAUGUACUUCUACUACUUCCAGUCCGCGCGCGGCAUCAAGAUCUGGUGGAAGAAGUACAUCACCAUCCUGCAGAUCGUGCAGUUCGUGAUCGAUCUGGGGUUCAUUUACUUCGCUUCGUAUACGUACUUUUCGGCGAGCUACUUCCCGUGGUUGCUGACGGCGGGGAUAUGCGCGGGCGAGGAGUUUGCGGCGUUUGCAGGCAUGGCGAUCAUCACGAGCUAUUUAGUGUUGUUCAUUGGGUUUUACAUCAGCACCUACAAGAAGCCGGUGAAGAAGGGACGCGGACGGGCGGUCAGCGCGUUGGUCGAGAUGAAGGACGAGCAAGUGCCGGAUGUGAGGGAGGCGAGACGGAGGUUAAGUGGCGGCGCCGCGACGAUGAACGGGAGUGCGUUCAGUACGGGGAAGGAGAACGGACUGCCGAAUGGAAAUGGACGGGUCACGCGGUCGAGGAAGGCUUAGAGGGCUUCGGAUGAUACGCUGGACUCGGCGGAAGAGUGUGCUGUUGAGGAUGUGGGGAUGAAGAGGCCGAGGCGGAGGCAGGCGGAGGGAUAGUUCGACGGAGAUCGCGGGUGGGCUGUGGGCGUUGAAGGUGCCUCGAGGUUUCCGUUGAGUGCGGACGCAGCGCCAAAAGAAGCUGGGCGUGGCCAG